CAACGAUCCUAGACCAGAUCCAAUGGCAACCACAGCAGACACGAUACAUAUCCAUGGUGAUGAUUAUGAGGAUGAGGGCGAUGAUGAAAACGCGCCGUUAUUGGGGACCACCCAAGUCCUAAAGCCAUCGUCGUCGAGAUCGCAGAAACUGACCGUGAUGAUUGCAGCGUCGACGCUCACCCUGGCCCUGGAUAUUGGAUUCUAUCUGACUGCCGCGCCCCAAACGAAGAUCUUCGAGAACAUCGUCUGUCAGAAUUACCUGGCUGGUCUCGGGAACCCGGCGGGCAUGAUUCCACCGGAGGGUAUCUGUAAGUCUGAGCCGGUGCAGAGUGAAUUGGCUCUCGUGAAUGGGUGGAAGGAUACGUCGGAGUUUUUGCCGGGCAUUCUGCUGGCCGUUCCAUAUGGCGUGUUGGCGGAUCGCUGGGGACGCAGACCCGUUCUUCUUUUGGGGAUUCUGGGGGUUCUGCUCGGGGAGAUCUGGGUGCGCGUGGUGUGCAUGUAUCCCACCGUCUUGCCACUGCGACUGGUCUGGCUGUCGGGAAUAUGGAGGAUUAUCGGCGGCGGAGACCUCACCCUCUCAUCCGUCGCCAUGGUCAUGAUUGCGGACCGAUUUCCCGAGGAUGAGAUAGCCACGGCCUUAUUCCGCCUAUCCAGUGCGGUGAUCCUGUCGGAAGUCCUGGCUACCCCAGUCAGCGCAUACCUCAUGACUCGUGAUCCGUGGAUGCCAUUCAUGCUAGGGCUAGGGAUUUCCACGCUCGGAUCAUUGAGUGCGUUUCUCAUACCGGAGAGCCUAACUGACAUCAAAUCUAAGACUUCCUCGCCCGACGAGGAAGAGACACGGCCGGACCCGGCUGGAAAGGGCUCCGUGAGUGUAAGGCAGUAUAUCAAGGGCAAACUGCAGGCCCUCCGCGACUCGAUCCGGUUCAUCAUGGGCAAACCAGCCGUCACGGUGUGUCUGUUUGCGAUGUUCGCCACGUCCAUCAGCAGACAGUCGACGAGUCUUUUGCUGCAGUAUACGUCGAAACGGUUCGAGUGGAGUAUCGCCAAUUCCAGCCUCCUCAUCUCCCUCCGCGGCACAAUCACACUAGCAAACUUCCUCCUCCUCACGCCCGCCCUCUCCUUCCUCCUCACCCGGCAUUUCCACCUCCCAGGCAAGCUCAAAGACCUGCGCCUCGCACAGAUCAGCAGCUUCACCGCCGCGCUCGGCUUCAUCAUCAUCGCCACGGCCUCCUCCCGAGCGAUUGUGAUCCUGGGCAUUGUGGUCCUCUCGCUGGGCGCGGCCUUCGCGGUGUCCUGCCGCAGUUUCGUCACGUCGCUGGUUCGGCCGGACCGCGUGGGCACGCUGUAUUCGUCUGCUGCGGCGGUUACGUCCCUGGGCACGGUGGUCUCUGGCCCGCUGUUGGCGUAUGCGUUUCGCUUGGGGCUGCAUUGGGGGCCGGAGUGGUUCGGGUUGCCGUUUCUGCUGGCGGGCGGGGUGUAUUUUUUGGCUGCGGUGGCGAUGGUGAGGAUUCUUUCUAGAUAG
Aspergillus heteromorphus CBS 117.55 is the source of this 1522-nucleotide messenger RNA. Its product is annotated as putative MFS multidrug transporter. The record is from RefSeq and is a predicted model, not a curated record. The transcript is spliced from 6 exons. Gene Ontology annotation, molecular function: transmembrane transporter activity. Gene Ontology annotation, biological process: transmembrane transport. Bases 23 to 1522 code for a protein of 499 amino acids. Gene Ontology annotation, cellular component: membrane. Lineage: Eukaryota; Fungi; Ascomycota; Eurotiomycetes; Eurotiales; Aspergillaceae.